Hipposideros armiger (great roundleaf bat) is the source of this 7857-nucleotide messenger RNA. RefSeq names its product kelch like family member 24 (gene KLHL24). Bases 1291 to 3093 code for a protein of 600 amino acids. NCBI's taxonomy places the organism in Eukaryota, Metazoa, Chordata, Mammalia, Chiroptera, Hipposideridae. The record is from RefSeq and is a predicted model, not a curated record. Gene Ontology annotation, molecular function: protein binding. The transcript has 11 exons.
UAUUUGCAGAAAUAAAGACAAAAUAAUGUCCUUUGGUGAAUCUAUGUGCCUUGGAAAAUAGGGAUUCGCGACAGCUAUGAUUUGCAUGCAUGUCUAAAAGGUAACCUGGGACUUGAUACAGGUGACAGUAACAGUUUUACAGAGAAAGACGGUUUCCCUGCGCCGUCUAGCGACCAGGUUCUAAUCCCUUUCACCUAUCAAGCCCUCAGAUUUCACAAUUCGCUAAGAAGGGGUCAAAUUAAUAAGAUCUCUAAGCCUCGUCCCAAACUCUAAGAUUCUGCGACUUCUUGGUGAUGUGCUUUUUGCCUUGGACGUGGCAAAAAACAUACGACUCAGGUUUCUCACUAGGCUCCUAACACGGGUGCAUCUCCUUAACCUGUCCCUAUCGAAAACAUAGUAUUUCUGAAUCAGCCCCUCUCGUCACGCUCCGCACCCGACAUCGCCCCACAGCGGGAAAACUAAGUGGCCUCCGCGGUCGCCCCCCUGAAUGGGAACUACAUCUCCCAAGGUGCCCGGGGGCGGGGGGAAGCCCAAUAGGAUUGGCCAGGAGUCGGUGACGUUCACUGUUUUGGCCCGGACGGUCACAUGUUUCCUUUGUUGUGAGCUGCUGCAGAGCCUGGUGGUGGCUCGAGGAGACGCUGGCGCUGAAGGGAGCGCUCCGCUGCUGACCGCUAAGGGACCGCAGGGACAGCCGCUGCUGGCCACUGCUGCUGGCCGCUUCCAGCCUUCGCCGAGAGAAUUCCUGCAUUAUGAAGGAAAAAUAAGCUCGGUUGCAGUACAGCUACACUCUAGAUCAAUUCUGAAAUUAUGUAUCUCAUUUGGACUUCGUAUGCUGACCUCCUCUGUCCCUUGUCCUUACUACCUAUUAGGCUUGUAAGUAGUACCUGAAAGCCCUGCAGAAAAUGUCCAGGUGUGAAAAUUAAGACAACACAAAUAUUUUGACUGAGGCUUUGAUCAAGCAAAUGCUGAAAAGACCCUCCUGUGCAAAUCACUUACCCUGGAAUCAACAGGAAGAAUUUGUAUUUUGUGCUGUUGUGGAGACUGGUUAAUGGGAGAGUUUUCAGAAAGUCCAGAGAAAAGAGGAAUGGAAGAGAAAAAGAUUAUGUACAGAAUGCAAGCAUUUAGGUGUCCUAAGAUGUUGUUACAGCCAGGUACUUUUCCCUAAACAAUUAGAAUAGCCUGGUGUACAUCUGCUCACGGAAAAUCCUAUCACCUAGACUUCAGGAAAACCACAUAAAGAAGAUCCCUAGCAGUCAUUUCUCAGCAAUUAUUUAGUCAACUGAUGUAACAAUGGUCCUAAUAUUGGGACGAAGACUAAACAGAGAGGAUCUCGGGGUGCGUGAUUCCCCAGCAAUUAAGCGUAAAGUUUUUGAGAUGGACCCAAAAUCUCUGACAGGCCACGAGUUUUUCGACUUCUCCUCAGGAUCGUCCCAUGCUGAAAACAUACUCCAGAUAUUUAAUGAAUUCCGAGAUAGCCGCUUGUUCACAGAUGUUAUCAUUUGUGUGGAAGGAAAAGAAUUUCCUUGCCAUAGAGCUGUCCUCUCAGCCUGUAGUAGCUAUUUCAGAGCUAUGUUUUGUAACGAUCACAGGGAAAGCCGAGAAAUGUUGGUUGAAAUCAACGGUAUUUUAGCUGAAGCUAUGGAAUGUUUUCUGCAGUAUGUGUAUACUGGAAAGGUGAAGAUCACAACAGAGAACGUACAGUAUCUCUUUGAAACAUCAAGCCUCUUUCAGAUCAGUGUUCUCCGCGAUGCAUGCGCCAAGUUCUUGGAGGAGCAACUUGAUCCUUGUAAUUGCUUAGGAAUCCAGCGCUUUGCUGAUACCCAUUCACUCAAAACACUCUUCACAAAAUGCAAGAAUUUUGCAUUACAGACUUUUGAGGAUGUGUCUCAGCAUGAAGAAUUUCUUGAGCUUGACAAAGAUGAACUUAUCGAUUAUAUUUGUAGUGAUGAACUUGUUAUUGGUAAAGAGGAGAUGGUUUUUGAAGCUGUCAUGCGUUGGGUCUAUCGUGCUGUUGAUCUGAGAAGACCACUAUUACAUGAGCUCCUGACACAUGUGAGACUUCCUCUGUUGCAUCCCAACUACUUUGUUCAAACAGUUGAGUUGGACCAAUUGAUCCAGAAUUCUCCUGAGUGUUAUCAAUUGUUGCAUGAAGCAAGACGGUACCACAUACUUGGGAAUGAGAUGAUGUCCCCAAGGACUAGGCCACGAAGGUCAACUGGCUAUUCUGAGGUGAUAGUUGUCGUUGGAGGCUGUGAACGAGUUGGAGGAUUUAAUCUUCCGUACACUGAAUGCUAUGACCCUGUGACAGGAGAAUGGAAGUCUUUAGCUAAGCUUCCAGAAUUUACCAAAUCGGAGUAUGCGGUCUGUGCUCUAAGGAAUGACAUUCUUGUUUCAGGUGGAAGAAUCAAUGGCCGUGAUGUCUGGAUUUAUAAUUCACAGUUAAAUAUUUGGAUCAGAGUUGCUUCUCUAAAUAAAGGCAGAUGGCGUCACAAAAUGGCUGUCCUCCUUGGUAAAGUAUAUGUUGUUGGAGGCUAUGAUGGGCAAAACAGACUUAGCAGCGUAGAAUGUUACGAUUCCUUUUCAAAUCGAUGGACUGAAGUUGCUCCCCUUAAGGAAGCAGUGAGUUCUCCUGCUGUGACUAGCUGUGUAGGCAAAUUGUUUGUGAUUGGUGGAGGACCCGAUGAUAAUACUUGUUCUGAUAAGGUUCAAUCUUAUGAUCCAGAAACCAAUUCUUGGCUACUUCGUGCAGCUAUCCCAAUUGCCAAGAGGUGUAUAACAGCUGUAUCCUUAAACAACCUGAUCUAUGUUGCUGGUGGACUGACCAAGGCAAUAUACUGUUAUGAUCCAGUUGAGGAUUACUGGAUGCAUGUACAGAAUACAUUCAGCCGGCAGGAAAACUGUGGUAUGUCUGUGUGUAAUGGCAAAAUAUAUAUCCUGGGUGGAAGACGGGAAAAUGGAGAAGCCACGGACACUAUUCUCUGUUACGAUCCUGCUACAAGUAUCAUCACAGGAGUAGCUGCAAUGCCCAGGCCUGUGUCCUAUCAUGGCUGUGUGACUAUUCACAGAUACAAUGAGAAAUGCUUUAAGCUCUAAGGCCAGGAUACUUCACCCAAGAGGCCACACUGAUCCAAGAUGAGAGAUUUUAAAAACUCCAGAGUUGGAAUUUGGCGUGUCUCCUUUGUGCCAAAUGCAUAAAACCUAAAAAUAAUAAUUGUGGUCCUUUCUCCCCAAAAUAUCAAUCUUUCAAACUGUAAUAAAGCCUUUCCUGUAAUUGAAAAAAAGAGGUGAGGGGUUGGUUGUUGUUGAAGGUAAUAGCGGUAUUGCUUGGGCUUUGAGACUGUACCUUUGUAAGUAUUUGUAAGAAACUUAUGUGGAAUAGGAAAUAAUGUCUGCAUACAUUUUAGGAAUUUGUGACUGGUCUCUUCAUUUUUGUGUAUUUAUCAGCAAGACUAUAUUUCUUAUUUUGUCAUAUAUAUAAAAAAUUUUAUGACUAGGCUUCAUUUAGGUUGAAUCACAUAAUGCUUAGAAUGAAUGCAUUCUAAGGGGGAAGAAAAUAAGUUUUAAAAAUCAUUGUCACUAAAAAUAUAUCCAAGCUGAUUAAUUUUACUGAAGAUUUUCUGUAAUUGAUAAAAAUAUGGUGACAACAAUUUGAAUAUCAUAAAAUAUUGAAUUACCAUGAUUUCGUUCUUACAAUUGCUGUCUUAUAUUAAAUAUAUUUUGGGGAAGAGAUUGGGUAGGAGAUAGAAAAGCAGAUGCCCCUAAAAUUGGGAUUAAAAUAUCAGGUUUAUUCCUAGGAAAAAAUUAUUUAAGACCCAUUGAAGGGAAAACGACCCACUGUGGCUCGCAUCUCUCAAUCCUCUAAGGAAGCUCCUUUUCUUGAACCUGGCAAAGGAGUCGAAGUUCAUUUUGCAAUAUUAUCUUGUGAAAAACAGGGAUAUGUUUUCUCCCUAGCCCCGUAGGGUUUGACCUCAUCAGUAUGGUGCUUUGGGUGAGGACCUCCUCCCUGGUUAUCCGACUUGCUUGUGAACAGCUAAAAAUCCUGGUAGUCUCUACUGUUAAGUUGCCUUUAAAGGAUAAACCAGGGACCACCUAGCUCAAUGGGUCCAUUUUUCUUUUAAAAUUAGCUAUCUGAAAAAACUAACAGCAGUAUGCAGUCUUCUAAGAUGAACCUGUCAUUUGGUACGCAUUGUGUAAAAUACUGAUCAACAUUCUCAAGCUUCUAUACAACAAAUUGCCCUUGUCUACAUUUUACAACUCUGGUUUAUAAAGCUUGCUAGUUUCCAGAGAGGAAUGUAAAAUUUUUUCUAAGGUAGAUGGAAUGGCAGGCACUGCAGCAUAAUUGAUUAUUGUUAUUCCUGGGUGGACAGAUAUAAUUUACAACAUUUUAGGGAUGUUCCAGGUAGCCUGCUGUAUUUUGACUUCCCAGGCACUAUUGUUAUCUACAUUAUAAUUAUAUACUCCUUGUCUUAGGAGAGAUGAUGAAAAUAUGUGAUUAUAGUGUCACCAGAAUUCUGUAAAAACCAAGGUAGGAAUUGAACAAACAUUGAUAAACUACUUUUUUUCUCUCAUCUUAGAAUGAUACUGAGAUUUCAAAUAAACUAUGGCAUCAACUUGAAUGCUUAGCUGAAAUCUGAAUUCUGAAGAAAACUAAAAAACGUUCACACUUUUAGGGAAUUUUUACUUUCAAAUCAUACUUUGAAAUGAUACAUACCUUUUUAUGAUAAUUAUCAGCAAUUCAAAGAACAAUACUCUGUCAUUUUAGUUGAAACAAUUGUAGGUAUAAUUAGGAUACUUAUUUUAAUUUGCAAGUAAACAUCUACUUUUUGCAUUAAUACCUUUUGUAGAUAAUGGAACCUAUUUAGUUCAGAAAAUUUUUUGCAGAAAAUGAGGUAAUGUAUGAGAAAAGUGUAAAUGCUGAGGAUUAUACAAAUGAUACUUGUUAUUUCAUGUUUAUUUGUAAGAUCAUGUCCAACCAUAAAUACAGACACUUCACACACAAAAGAAAACUUUCUCAAGAUAACUUGUAUUCUAGUAUUUUUGUCUAUUGUAAAAGUAUUAACUAUUUACUGGUAUUAUUCAUUUUUUUAAUAUCCAUGUCUUCAUUGUAGUAAAUUUGAAAUGAAAUCUGGUAGAACAGAAUUUGUUUACAUAUAGACCUUACACCUGUAUUGUUUAAUUUUUUUCUCUACAUAAUUUAAAACUACAUGAAUUAAGUAGGCCACCAAAAACUAAGCUUAAGUGCUAGGAAAUUAAAGUAACUAUUUUUAAAGUUACUCAAAUGACAGUUUAAUUUCCUUUAAUUAUUUACCUUUCUUUACUGAGUUUUGAUAAAUAAUGGUGUUAACAUUGAUAAAAUAAGGAAUUUUAGGGUUAAUUAUAUCAAAAGGAAUAUAUCAACCAAAUUUGUGUCAGAUUUUAUUCAUACUGUCAUCACAUAGUUGACAAAUUUGAUAAGUAAUGUUCAUAUAAGCCUUUGGGUUAGUAUAUAUAAUAUAUAUAUAUAUAUAUAUAUAUAUAUUAUAUAUAUAUAUAUAUAUCCAUGUGUGGAACAUAACAUAGUAUGAUCAUGUACACAUACACAAACUCUCAAGAAAUGUAUCAGUUUGUAGUGAUCAGAAAAAAAGCACAUAAAUUAAAAAUUAAUUGAGCUUAUUAAAUUUAAUUCCAGAAGAUCUUUUAUUUGGGCAUUUCUAGAAUACUUUUUUACAUUUGAAAGUACAUGAUGAGUAUUAAUCUGAUGACGUGUAUGCAGUUAGAAUCUAUAUAAUACAUACGGUUUUACAAAGUCAGAAAACAAAUUGGAGGUGGAGAUGCACUUGCUAAACCCACUCAGUGGGAAAGGGAAUUGAAGGGUAUGUUUUGUGAAUCAACAGAAAAGUACAGUUUGUUUCUUUCAUGAACUUUAAUUCUUUUCCACGUGUUCCUAUUAUGUGAGUGAACUAUAGACAGUGAUCUAAUUCUUACCAUUAGAAGACCUUCGUUUUCUACUCUAAUCUUCCCACUGACUAUAGCACAGGUAUGAAAUGGCAGCCUAUUGGAUCUUCAGUAACCUUUUUUUUCCUAGAUGACUAAAAUAUAGAUAUUUACUCCACUUAAACAAGGUGUUAAGGAAAAAUGAUGUAUAUACUCAGGGAGGGUAUGAACUUGUCAUUUUUGCCUAUUUGGGGUGUUUAAAGUGCCAUAACUAAGGAACCUUCUGUUCAUUAUUCUAGAGUAAAUUUAAUUGGGAAAAGGGGCUUCACAUGGCAGUGGUUGAACAUUCAUUCUUCUAUAUUUAGAAAGACGAAAAUGUUUUGUGGACUGAUACAUUUUCUCUUAGCGAAUAUGAAUUGUUUAUGUAUCUCUACUGUCAAAUACUCUUUUUGAAACUCAGGAAAGACAAAGGUUCAAUUAUAUACUACUUUUGUCAAUAUACAAACCAGGUGUGUAUUUCUUCCUGUUGUCUGGAUAUGGCAAUAGAUCUGUUUAAUUGCUGUGAGAACCCAUACAUGAAAAGAGAGGGGUUAAAUUGUUUAUGUGUGCCUGUUGUGUCUUGAGAUUUAUAUGUGGGAAAGACAUCUACUUCAGACUGUACUUUCAAAGAGGAGAGCUUGCUGUUUAUGUGGUGCCAAGUGAUAAGAUAUAAUGUCUCCUAAAGGCUUCGUUUGUAUAGACUGCCUUUAUUUUAGUAAACUCAAUACACCACAUAAUUUUGGCCUUAUUAGAAUUUGUUCAUUGUAUUGAAAGCCAGGUUUACAUCACCUCAACCAAUUAUUCUUUUUAGUUAAAUGAAUUUAUACAUUCAUACCACGUAACCAGAACGGGGCAAUGUGGUUGACCUUCAAGGCAGUAGGUUUGACUAGCUAGCUAUACUUUUUGUCAUAUCUAAUGCUAAACACCAGAAACCACUUGAGCCAGGAGUGUGAAUUGAUAAUUCCAGAGACAUUUUCAACAUACUUCAAACAUUUUUAAGUGUUUUAUAUGAAUAUUUUACAUUUGUGUGAUUGCCUAGAUAUUAAAUUUACUUAGUGCUAGAGAUGAUCAUCAUAAAUAAUUUUUUUAAAAAACAACUCAUAACUUAUUUUGUAUAUUGUUCCAAAGAAAAGAAUUGUUUAAUGUUUUAAAAAUAACUGCAUCUGAAUUUGUGCCUUAAGUUCUCUAGUGCUAUUUCAACUUUCAAUCUAAAUAAAGCUUACCUUAAAUAGGUUUCACAUUCGUUUCCUAUAGAGUAAAUAAAUUUCUUUAAAAAUUUUUUUUUCCAUUCAGUCCUUCUUAAAUUUUGUAAUGAGCACCAAUUGUGUGGUUGCUUGGCCAAGUGAGAAUGUUGAGAGAGGUUUGGGGGUGUUUGGAGUUUUAUUAUAUUUUUUUGGUUUUGAUACCAAGGUGCUUUUUACGAUAUUCAGAAAAACAUCUAUCCUACAUUGAUUAAGCCCUUGUAAACAUCACUUGCAGUAUCUACAUCUAAUGUCAAAAAAGGAAGUCUACUUAUUUUUGUUCUAUUAUGUACUAUUUCUUUUUUCUCUACAGACUUUCUUAUUUAACUUCCUUGAAAAAGUUCUUAUUCUUCCCUUUCCAAUCACCCUUCCCAUGGUUUAUUUAAAAUUUUGUUAAGAAUUUCUGGAGCUGAGACAACACAAUUAUAAAGUUGAACAAAAGUAUAAUAUGCUUUACAACUUUUACAGAUCUUUGGCGGCCAAAUGUCAUUUGCCUUCAAUUAGAGGCUACAGAGUCUUCACAGUGAAAAAAAAAGGCUUUGUAUUUCUCCUCAAUUCAGUUGUAGCACAUUAAUGCUUAUAUAUUUUGUUUAAAUAUACUUUGUGCAUAGUAUUUUUUAAAAGUUGUAUCUAAUGUAUCUAAUAAACCAUUAUUACUUGACUA